Messenger RNA from Parathielavia appendiculata, 1492 nucleotides. RefSeq lists its product as uncharacterized. Gene Ontology annotation, cellular component: membrane. The coding region runs from base 161 to 1492 and encodes 443 amino acids. Gene Ontology annotation, molecular function: metal ion transmembrane transporter activity. The record is from RefSeq and is a predicted model, not a curated record. NCBI's taxonomy places the organism in Eukaryota, Fungi, Ascomycota, Sordariomycetes, Sordariales, Chaetomiaceae. Gene Ontology annotation, biological process: metal ion transport; transmembrane transport. The transcript is spliced from 5 exons.
GCCCAGAAAGAGCCUCAUCGUUAAACGCCCUGCGGUCUGGGAUCCUCUCGUGUUUUGUCAGUCCGAAUUCCAGACUCUCUGGAACAAAAACCCUUCAACCCCAUGCUAUUUCUGGGUUUCAUUCUUCAUAUCCCUGCAGACAGGUCGCUCCAGCUGAAGGAUGCAGCGAUUCGCCGCACAUCAUUCAAGCCAACCUCGGCGGCAAGAGCCCAAGUUCCAGAGGAUUUGGCGGCAAUCCGGGGAGCUCCGGGCAAGGCGGGCAGCAUACACCGCGGCAACUGAGUUGACACCAUGGAGUGGGCGAGACCUCGAUAUCAUAAUCGCUCCGUUGGACGGUAAAUUUCGAGGGGGCGAGAACGAGUAUCAGAGGCUUAUCGAGUUGUACAAUCUACCAAAUGAGUUCGUGUGGGAGCGCGAGCGGGGAGUGACGCACUCUUUCGGACAUCAGCUUGGCGAGGACGGCCUUGAGACUCUCUGGAUGCACUUCCUUGCCGAAAUUCCAGGAAGCAACACACCCGACAGACAGCCAGAAUGGCUGAAAUGGGGAUUUGUUCUGACAUGGCUUCCCAAAGUCGCUACGAGCUCUGCAGCCGUUCAGGAUUCGGCAUACACAGUCAGCCUGAUCGUCUUCCAGCCGCCAGUUGAGACUAUGGAUCACCUUGUUCGUCUCGUACGGUCUUCCAACUGGAUGGAUGCUACCGUCGACCCUUACGUGCUGGUUGAUAUUGCCUUGGUGUCUUGGUAUCAUCGCAUCGACAAGGUCGCCUGGCAAGUGACCAAACUCAUCCGCACCGAUGAGGAGGACGUCUUCCGCCGCGUACAGCUGCUCCGAUCCAAAGAGUUCUCCGUCGCCGACCUUGAUCUCCAUCGGCUUCACACGAGCUUAAAGAAUGCCAUCUUUAUGCUCGAAGGAUUGGACGCUGCCAUCAGGCUCGUGGAGCUGGCGCUGUUGGAGCAUGAGUCGCCACGUCGAAGGAGGGGACAGGUGUGGGAGAACACCCACCGUCUCUUGCGGCAUCGAGGAGAGCUGUUUCAGUCAACAAAACUGAGGACCGUCAGUUCGCAGGCAAGAGUCAAGAACUCGAUAGAUCUCGCCUUCCACAUCAACACUGCAUACGACAGCCGAGUUAACCUCGACAACAGCCGCAGUGUACGCCUUAUAUCUAUCGUUGGCAUGGUUUUCAUCCCCUUCAGCGCUAUCACCUCCAUAUUCGGGACCCAAUUCUUUACUCCUGAGGCUCAGCACAUGAAUGUCAACCCUGACUUCUGGGUGUUAUGGGUCAUCGCGAUUCCAAUGACCAUAACAAUUCUCGCUGUCUGGCAGGUCAGCGAGCACGAUAGUCUGAAGUUCUGGCGCCCGGAUCUUGCCAGCCCGGCUUUAGCACGCUGGUGGAUAACAUCCGGGAGCAUUGGUCAGAGGGUCACUGAGAGCGUAACUCUGGAGGAUGCGACUGAACUGCGGGAUCUUCGGCAGCCGCCGCAGACUGUUUAA